CACGUUAGCAUCUCUCUGAGCAAACUUGUAUUCUUACGAGCGAUUCUAGUAAUCUAUUGUGUGUAUCUUCGAAUAAUUUGAGUGCCUCUGCGUCGCCUCACGACCAGGAAGAUCGGUUUUCCUUGUUCCGACGAUCACCUCGCGUGAAUUGGUGGAAAUUGUGUGUACGGGCCCCGCAUCGUAGCCACGUGCCUUCGAACGCGUAACGGACACCUCGUUUAAUUAAAAAGGAGACUUUAGAACGACCUCGUGAAUUCCUCCUGCGUUGGGUGUUUCCUCGAAUGUGUGUGUGUGCACCUGAAAUUGCAUUGUGAACCUCGAGUGACGUGCCGAAGACAACCUAUUGUACCUCUUGACCGCACAGAUUGCCUCACCAGGUGUAACGGCCGUCCUCACGAACAGUUGACUAUUUUAUAAUACGUAAACUGACGAGAUUUUCGACCACUACCUCUUGUUUGAAUUUAUUUUUUGUUCGGACUCCACGCCGACAAGGACCUCUCGCUACCUCUUAACACAUGAUUCCUGCGUUGUGUAAACUGUUGCAUUCAAUUUUCGUCUAUGAAUGUAAUCGAUGUAAUCGGAUCACUUUGUGUGACUAAGGCUGCGUUCGCUUUGGGAGCUCACGCUUAUGAGCGCUAUUUUCAACCGUUUCCUUUGGUUUAUGAGUACUAUUUUCAACGUUUCCUUUGGUUUCUGAGCGCUCACAUGAAAAAAGUUAGAAUUGUUCACUUUGGCUAUUGUAAGCGAAAAUGGACGAGAAGAAGAAAUUAAUCAUUGAAAUAUUUGCACAAGCAUUAAUGUUAUUGGAUAUGCUUGAGGAUGAAAAAUAUCGAAACUUAACAAAGGAAAAGUUAGAAGAAAUGUGCCUAUUUCUGGCUCGCCCUAAACUGAAACCAAUACUACGAUUACAAAAUUUUGCUGAAAAAAUUAUUCAGAAUUACAAUAACCAACAAUUUAAAGACCAUUUUAGAAUGAGUCGUUCAAUUUUUUAUUAUGUUCUAAAUAUUAUAAAAUCUUCGGUUACGAGGUCCGGCAAAACAGGUCAUAAAACAAUAUCGCCUGAAAAACAGUUCUUGAUUGCUAUAUGGAAAAUGGCUACACCAGAUUCAUAUCGAUCUAUUUGUGCAAAAUUUAAUGUUGGGAAAGCAACUGCAUUAAAAGCUGUAAGAAGUGUUACAAAAGCUAUUGUAAGUCUGAGUCUGCUUUUUAUUAGAUGGCUGGAAGGAGAGAGAGCAGAGGAAGUUAUUAAGGGAUUUACUGCGUGUAGUGCUUUUCCUAAUGUCAUAGGUGCAAUUGAUGGGGCACACAUUAAUAUUAGAGCACCAUACAACAAUCCCGAAUGUUAUAUAAAUAGAAAAAGACAUCAUUCUAUACAUUUGCAGGCUAUUUGUGAUAAUGAACUGCAAUUUACUCAUUGUCUUGCUGGUCACGUUGGUUCUAUCCAUGAUCAAAGAGUAUUUCAAAUAACAGUCAUAUAAUUGGCGAUGCAGCUUAUACAAUCCACAAUCAUUUAAUGAUUCCAUUUCGUAAUAAUGGUCAUUUAUCAGAAAAACAAAAAAAUUUUAAUUUUUGUCAUGCAUCUGCUCCAAUUACAA
This is a messenger RNA of Osmia lignaria (orchard mason bee), 1595 nucleotides long. NCBI's taxonomy places the organism in Eukaryota, Metazoa, Arthropoda, Insecta, Hymenoptera, Megachilidae. The record is from RefSeq and is a predicted model, not a curated record.